GUACGCGAUAAAGGCUCAGAGCUCGUUGAGAUUUCCUCCAAUGGCCUCUCUGUCUCAAGGUCUCAGUGCCUUAUCUUCUUCGUCGAUUGAAAAUGCUAGAUUUGACCAGAUUUUGUGUCAAUGACGACGAAGGGUCGUGCAGCCGUUCAAACUGUACAGCUCGUAUAUGAAGAAGAAGGUUGAUUUCUCACACUUAUCUUCUUCCCCUUCGCCGGAGUCGGCAAUCAUAACGGUGGCAGCGGGGAUCGGGUAUGCCUUGCUGGCAUUAGGACCUUCCCUCGCUCUCUUCGUCACUGUCAUCUCCAAAAAGCCAUUUCUGAUCCUCACCGUCCUCUCAAGUACUCUGCUAUGGCUGGUAAGCCUAAUCGUGCUGUCUGGAUUCUGGCGCCCAUUUCUCCCUCUCAACUCCGCCGCUUCCUGGCCGUUCGCCGUGCUUAUUAUCACCUCCGUCGCGUUUCAAGAAGGCCUCCGGCUGCUUUUCUGGAAAGUUUACAAGCGAUUGGAAGAUAUGUUGGAUGCGUUUGCAGACAGGGUAUUGAAGCCACGGUUGUACCCUACUGAUAAGAUGCUAAUUGCUCUGGCUGGCGGUUUAGGUCAUGGUGCAGCUCAUGCUGUCUUCUUCUGUCUGAGUGUUUUAACUCCAGCAUUUGGUCCAGCGACAUUCUUCACUGAUCAAUGUCCGAAGCUACCAUUUUUCCUUGUUUCGUCAAUUAUUGCUCUCGCGUUUGCUACAAUUCACACGUUCUCGAUGGUGAUUGCCUUUAAUGGCUAUUCAGAUGGGAAUAAGGUGGACCAGCUUUUUGUCCCUGUGGUUCAUCUUGUCGCGGGAAUGGUGAAUUACUUUUGCUUAUCGUCAUGACUCUCAAUCAUGAAGAUCUGAGCUAAAACCGCGAUCUUCUAAGUCUGAAUCGAGGUUAUAUCAGUCAAGAAGUGCAUGUCCAAGAUUUGCAGUUGAUGUUCUAGAAGCCAAAGUAAGAGACUCUACAAAUAACAUCUGUAACUCAAACAGAUGUUCUAGAUACUCAAUAUAAUUCAGUUUCUGUUCCCACUGAAGGCGAGCUAAUCUGCCAAAGGAAGGCUGAUAGCAAAAGGCUGUCCAUUAGAGCAAAUUCCAGAAACAAUCCACAGAGCUUGGACUUGAAGAAGGUUAAUGGGAAGAAGGUGAAUGGGAGCCCCAGAGUGGAGGGAGGAGCUCCGUCUGAUAAUUACAAAGUGGAUCACAGUCCCCUAAUUGCUUGAUGGGAAGAUUCGUGGAGGACAGGCUGGUUUACAGGCAGAGUUUCAUUAUCAGUUACUAUGAAAUUGGACCUGACACAACUGCUACCAUGGAGACAUUGAUAAAUCUCCUCCAGCAACGGUGAGGGAUUCAUUUCGUGAUCGGUGAGAAGGCUACUGAUAAGGCAGUUGUGAUAAGGAAAACCAUGACGUUCGAAGGGUAAAGCCAGGAAGGAUUUACCUUCUGUUCAAUAUGCUUCCUGGAAGGUAAGAGCCGGUGUGCAGUGCAAAUCAAAUUUUCCAGAUGCAUUGUAUCAAUCUGACAGUUUAAUGUGUGUUCACCUGUGCAUGUGCUUUCAGACCAACACGUCUGGGAAAUCUUUCUAAAUUUGAAGGCACGAUCAGCAACAACUCUUAAGCAGGUAUAGAUCUGUGUACACAGAGCUUUUGAGCUUUGUCCUGAGCAUUUGUAAGGGCUAUCUGUUACUAGAAAUCCAUGAGAAGCUUAGCUUACGAACAAUGUGAAGCAACAUGCGACCCUUUGCUUUUUGUUGUAAUUAAGUGGUUCGAAUGGGCUGUGUGUGCAUGGUUGCCAGUUAAUGAAGGAAAGUUGGAGCUAAGAGGAGUUGCAAGUGGGAGUUUUCGUCGCUAAUGUACUGUUUUGUUGUAGUGUCAUAUCACAUAUGAUGUUGUAAAAAAUGUCACUAUUUGUUUCAACCACGACACGUUUGACAUGUCACAGUAAAUGUCACUAUUGGUAUCAGCUAUGACACUUUGGAAUGUUCUGAAAAAUGUCACUAUUUGUAUUUACUAUGUCACAUUGAAAUG
Linum tenue is the source of this 2043-nucleotide messenger RNA. The record is from the annotation of a GenBank genome assembly. Lineage: Eukaryota; Viridiplantae; Streptophyta; Magnoliopsida; Malpighiales; Linaceae.